Messenger RNA from Closterium sp. NIES-65, 1137 nucleotides. The record is from the annotation of a GenBank genome assembly. Lineage: Eukaryota; Viridiplantae; Streptophyta; Zygnematophyceae; Desmidiales; Closteriaceae.
AUGAGAGUAGAGAGAAGGGUGAUGAGAGUAGGGAGAACGGACGAUGAGAGUAGGGAGAAGGGUGAUGAGAGUAGGGAGAAGGGUGAUGAGAGUAGGGAGAAGGGUGAUGAGAGUAGGGAGAAGGGUGAUGAGAGUAGGGAGAAGGGUGAUGAGAGUAGGGAGAAGGGUGAUGAGCGUAGGGAGAAGGGUGAUGAGAGUAGGGAGAAGGGUGAUGAGAGUAGGGAGAAGAGUGAUGAGAGUAGGGAGAAGGGUGAUGAGAGUAGGGAGAAGGGUGAGGAGAGUAGGGAGAAGGGUGGUGAGAGUAGGGAGAAGGGAGAUGAGUGUAGGGAGAAGGGUGAUGAGAGAAGGGAGAAGGGUGAUGAGAGUAGGGAGAUGGGUGAUGAGAGUAGGGAGAAGGGUGAUGAGAGAAGGGAGAAGGGUGAUGAGAGUAGGGAGAUGGGUGAUGAGAGUAGGGAGAAGGGUGAUGAGAGAAGGGAGAAGGGUGAUGAGAGUAGACAGAAGUGUGAUGAGAGUAGGGAGAAGGGUGAUGAGAGUAGGGAGAAGGGUGAUGAGAGUAGGGAGAAGGUUGAUGAGAGUAGGGAGAAGGGUGAUGAGAGUAGGGAGAAGGGUGAUGAGAGUAGAGUAGGGAGAAGGGUGAUGAGAGUAGGGAGAAGGGUGAUGAGAGUAGAGAGAAGGGUGAUGAGAGUAGGGAGAAGGGACGAUGAGAGUAGGGAGAAGGGUGAUGAGAGUAGGGAGAAGGGUGAUGAGAGUAGGGAGAAGGGUGAUGAGAGUAGGGAGAAGGGUGAUGAGAGUAGGGAGAAGGGUGAUGAGCGUAGGGAGAAGGGUGAUGAGAGUAGGGAGAAGGGUGAUGAGAGUAGGGAGAAGAGUGAUGAGAGUAGGGAGAAGGGUGAUGAGAGUAGGGAGAAGGGUGAGGAGAGUAGGGAGAAGGGUGGUGAGAGUAGGGAGAAGGGUGAUGAGUGUAGGGAGAAGGGUGAUGAGAGAAGGAAGAAGGGUGUUGAGAGUAGGGAGAUGGGUGAUGAGAGUAGGGAGAAGGGUGAUGAGAGUAGGGAGAAGGGUGAUGAGAGUAGACAGAAGGGUGAUGAGAGUAGGGAGAAGGGUGAUGAGAGUAGGGAGAAGGGUGAUGAGAGUAUAGAAUAG